Molecule: messenger RNA, 1246 nt
Organism: Quercus robur (English oak)
Lineage: Eukaryota; Viridiplantae; Streptophyta; Magnoliopsida; Fagales; Fagaceae
Exons: 5
Coding region: 273-887 (204 amino acids)
Source: RefSeq, a predicted model, not a curated record
AAGUGGGUCCUGAAAAGUUAAAGGAGAUAGUUCAAUUUCAGAAAGAUCAGGUUGAGCUUCAAGUAUUGCUUUCAAUGAAGGGAUGAUAUCCUCCUCCAUUAACUGAGGCAGUGGCUUGGCCGCAGCUUUUGCUGGAGGUUUGGCCUUUGCUGGAGCUUCUUCUUGAGCUGUCUUCACCUCCUUUGUUUCGGCAGCCACUGGAGAUUAUAAGGAAGGAUAUUAUAUUGGAGUGGAAGUAGUUGAAGGUGACCCAGAAGCAGAAAAACCAUUUUAUGGUCCAGGCUGAGAUUCAUUGCGGACAGGCUGAGAUCUGGAGGCAGAUUACUGCUGCUGGAGACACUUGUACUGAAGUGACAGAUUGUAUAAGUCAAGUUUUAGGACUUCAUAUUCUGGGUUGGUUGGGCCGGCUUGCUUUCCCUCCUCCUCGAUGUUUAUUAGUUUUUCCACCUCGGCCUCUCUCUUGUGGUGUUUUCCCUAAUUUUGAUUCCAUAUUUGUUCCUCGAGAUAAAGAUGUGUCUAAUUGUGAAGGCUCUGCUGACCUGCAUCAUAGCCCUUCAAUUGUUGAAUUUGAUGAGACGUCAUCACAAAUAUCUUGUCGUGACGCUCAGUCUUCGAGUGAAUUGUCAAUCCCCAAGAGUCCUCCUGCUUUGCUAAAAGGUAGCGUAACAACUUUAAACGUGGAUGUGCUUGAGCAGACAGUGUUGCCUCUUCAAAAUCAGCUUCUUACCCAUCUUGAAUCAAUGAAUCCGCUUCAACACGAGUCCAUGACACAGGUGGUGGAAUCUACUUUUAUCGUUUUGGAUCGUCUAUUAGUUAAUUAUACACCUUUUCAAGAGCGUGUGAAGGAGUUCAUUGCCUGUGCAUCAUCAUUUGCUGAUAUAGAGUAGUCCAUCAACAACAAACAUUCUUUUCAAGAGUUGAUGGAGCGGUACCAUAGUGAGAAAGUAAGGUAUAUAAGCAAAGUGGCUACUAUAAGCAACAAUAGUGUAGCUGUGUAGCAUCUAUCCAUUUUGGCUAUAUAAUUUGAUUGUUUUUUAUAUGUAAUUUGUCACUUUGUUCCAUCCUUGGUUAAAUGGAUUGGAUUUAGCUAGAUCUUAUGUAUGAUCGUAUAGCCUCUUCAUAAUUAGUAUGUUGGUUUGCGUAAUGCUUUGUAUGUGAAUUGCAUAGCUUGUACAAGGAUUUUUCUAUGUACAGCUUUUAAAUUAUGUUGAGAUUUACCGAAAUGAUACUAAUUUGAUAAAUAAAA